This is a messenger RNA of Prunus dulcis (almond), 621 nucleotides long. RefSeq lists its product as uncharacterized. Lineage: Eukaryota; Viridiplantae; Streptophyta; Magnoliopsida; Rosales; Rosaceae. The record is from RefSeq and is a predicted model, not a curated record. Bases 153 to 539 code for a protein of 128 amino acids. The transcript is spliced from 3 exons.
AGAUGAAUUUUUCAUGAAUCAAUGUUCAGCACUUCUUUCUUUUUCCCUUUUUUUUUGUUUGUUUUGUUUUGUUUUUGUUUUUGUUUUUGGUUUCUGGGUAAAAGAGUAACAUCUGAUUUUUCUUUACAUCCGUACAUUUUCAAAUUUGUUUCAUGCGAAAAUUGUUUUUACAGAGUGAGCUUCAUGGGUUGGCUGCUUUACAAUGGUCUAUUUGUCAAGACUCCCUCAGUAGGUCGCAGGAAGCUCAAGUCAUGUACGAGAAGCUUCAAUCCCACCCAACUGCUAAAGUAAGCAAGAAGGCGAGGCAAUUUGUGUUCAGCUUUCAGGCCAUGGAAAUGAUGAAGCUUACAGGGAGCUCACCUUGGAAGAACACUGGCUUUCAGAAUUAUUUUGAAGCUUUCAUUGAAAAUAAAUCCGACUUUGUGCUAAAAGAGGCUGAAGGUGAAGUAGGUACACUGAGUCAAACUCUUCCAUAUAUUAUUUUUCUUGUUUCUCCCAUUUUCGUAGUGCUACUUAUUGCUUUACAAAAGAGAAUAUAAAGUGAGUAUAGCGAGACAAAAUCAAACAAUUUUGUCAUUCUUAUUGUAUAUAUCCAAUAUAUUAUUUGAACAUUUGACAUGA